Ostreobium quekettii is the source of this 924-nucleotide messenger RNA. Lineage: Eukaryota; Viridiplantae; Chlorophyta; Ulvophyceae; Bryopsidales; Ostreobiaceae. The record is from the annotation of a GenBank genome assembly.
AUGCCGCUGGGGCGCGGGGAUAUGGAGCUCGUGUGGAUGGUCGCGGCGCUGUUGUCGGCGUUGCUUUUCGCGGGGGCGGACGGAGCUGAGGCGUCGAUUACGAACACCUGCCAGGCCAGGUCGCGUCUCGUCGGUUCCCAAGAGCUACUGUUGGCGGCGGAGGGAUGCGCGGGGAGCGGCGCAGAGGCGGGCUGCUGCGAGAAGGUGCAAGAGACGUUCGGCGGUCGAGGAGCGCUGGCGUACUGUCUCUGCGACAAUUAUUACUAUUCACAAUUCCUCAUGGAAGUUCCUGCAAAGCUCGGCAUUCCUCCAGACGACUACCUGCAAAUGUUGCUGGAAUGCAGAAUUCCAGUUGUUGGAAGGCUUGAAUGCCCAGGCACGACUGAGGAAUUUGACGCAGAGCCACUGGUACUGGAACAAGGCCCCUUGCAAGACUUUCUCAAUGGUAUUGCAGGCUCACCACCACCUCCUCCCGCAGUUCCGGUAUACUAUGUCAUCUACGACUAUGAAGCCCAGGCCACCACAGCAAACAUAUCGCUGGACAUUCCCGAAUUGGAGGUCACCAUCUUCGCUCCCACGGACAGCGCAUUCAAGAAGCUUGCUGACGAUGUGAGGACCACGAUUGACAACUUCACGGACCCAAUGUACACUGAAGUGGUUGACGAGAUCCUCAAGAUGCACAUCGUGCCGGACGUGGCCGCCCAGUCCCGCCGCCUCUUCGACCGCCACGUGUUCAGGACGCUGCACGGCGCAGACGGCGAGAUCAGGGUCCGCGUGGACGACGGCGGCAUCGAAAUCGAGUCUCCCGGUGGCAACAAGGCGCGGCCCGCGCGGGUAGUGCAGGCGGACAUACCGGCCUGCAGCGCACUGAUCCACAAGAUCGACAGGGUGCUCAUCCCGCGUGCGGACAUCCUGUCCGGAUGA